Messenger RNA from Austrofundulus limnaeus, 2005 nucleotides. It is a transcript of the gene arsb, whose product is annotated as arylsulfatase B. Gene Ontology annotation, molecular function: sulfuric ester hydrolase activity. The record is from RefSeq and is a predicted model, not a curated record. NCBI's taxonomy places the organism in Eukaryota, Metazoa, Chordata, Actinopteri, Cyprinodontiformes, Rivulidae.
CCGCACAUCGUCUUCAUCCUGGCCGAUGACUUCGGCUGGUUCGAUGUGGGCUACCACAGCUCAGAGAUCAGAACCCCGAACCUGGACCGGCUGUCGGCCAAAGGAGUCCGCUUGGAGAACUACUAUGUUCAGCCGGUGUGCACCCCCUCCAGGAACCAGCUGAUGACCGGGAGGUACCAGAUCCACACGGGCAUGCAGCACUGGAUCAUCUGGCCCUGUCAGCCGUACUGCGUCCCUCUGGACGAGAAGCUGCUGCCUCAGCUGAUGAAGGAGGCGGGCUACGACACACACAUGGUGGGCAAGUGGCACCUGGGCAUGUACAAGAAGGACUGCCUGCCUACACGCCGGGGCUUUGACACAUACUUUGGUUACCUGACAGGAAGUGAGGACUACUUUUCUCAUGAGCGCUGCUACCACAUCUCUCCUCUGAACCUGACCCGCUGUGCGUUGGACCUGAGGAACGGGGAGGAGGUUGCCACCGCAUAUAAAGGGGUUUAUUCUACGGAGCUGUUCAGCCAGAGAGCCAUCAGCAUCAUCCAAAAUCACAACUCCAGCAAGCCACUCUUCCUCUACCUGGCUCUGCAGUCGGUGCACGAACCUCUGCAGGUUCCUAAGCGCUACCUGACCCCCUACAGUUUCAUCAAAGACCCUCAUCGUAGGCUGUACGCCGGCAUGGUGUCGGCCAUGGACGAGGCUGUGGGGAACAUCAGCCUGGCCUUGCAGCAAACAGGACUCUGGGACAACACAGUCCUUGUGUUCUCCACUGAUAAUGGAGGUCAGACUCUAGCUGGUGGCAGCAACUGGCCUCUGCGGGGGAGGAAAGUUUCCCUGUGGGAAGGAGGGGUCCGUGGAGUGGGAUUCGUCACCAGCUUGUUGCUGGAAAAACCUGGGACUGUCAACCAUGAACUGAUCCACAUCUCUGACUGGCUACCUACUCUUGUUAGCCUGGCAGGUGGGAAGAUUAAUGGCACAAAGCCACUGGAUGGGUUCAACAUGUGGAACAGCAUCAGCAAAGGGUUGGCCUCACCCAGGCUGGAGCUGCUGCAUAACAUUGACCCUCUAUAUGAAGACACCUCCCCAUGUCCUGGUAGGCAACAUCCAUUAACUGUGGCCAAGGGGGUCAGGGAAGACCUGUGGGCCAGCUCCAGCUUCAAUGUGUCCAUUCACGCAGGCAUCCGAUCCUCAAACUGGAAGCUGCUGACGGGAUACCCUGGUUGUGAUGUUUGGUUCCCACGGCCCGGUUCCAACAGUUCUGAGGCCAGCGCGUUUCCAGCAGACCCAUUAAAGCCUGUGAUGCUGUUCGAUGUAGAAAAGGAUCCUGAAGAGAAAUAUGAGGUGUCAGAUAAGUUUCCCAAAGUUGUUGAGUACCUCCUCAGCAGACUCCAGAAACACCAGAAAACUGCGUUACCCAUAAACUAUCCUGAUGAUGACCCCAGAUGUGACCCAGGCCCUUCUGGAGCCUGGGGGCCUUGGGCCUAAGUGGAGACCCCAGUGAAUGGCUGCAGGGAUGUAUGAAGAAGAAUCGAACAAGAAUCUUAUGAAAAUUGUUUGCACUUCCUUUACAGGGGAAAAUUUAAACGGGGAACCGUUUUAAAUCACUGUGGGGGGAAAAAACUUUAGUUUUUGAUGUUUAGAACAAAAUUAGUAUCAAAGGUUUUUUAUGUUUUACACCACCUGAUGAUGCUUUCCUUGUUCAGAAUCAGAAGCGUUUUAUUGUCAUUCACACACUACAUCAAGAUGCAGUCCAGGAGGAAAUGCAGUUUAGAACAUCCGUCCGGAGAAACACACACACAUGACAAACAUGGGGGAAGGAUUGUCCAGGAUCUUUCGCAACUUAGUGCGCUUACCUUUGCAAUUUAGAAUACACACACACAUAGGAAGGAUGAGUUAAAAAAAGAGAUUUGAUCUUGUGUUUUAUACAGAAAAACACACAAGCAUAUGCUCCAAAAACUACUCUUUGCGAAAGUGCAGUCAGUUAGGGAGGGGAGGGGAGUGGGGGGUCAAA